Boleophthalmus pectinirostris (great blue-spotted mudskipper) is the source of this 2278-nucleotide messenger RNA. RefSeq names its product forkhead box H1 (gene foxh1). The record is from RefSeq and is a predicted model, not a curated record. Lineage: Eukaryota; Metazoa; Chordata; Actinopteri; Gobiiformes; Gobiidae. Gene Ontology annotation, biological process: regulation of DNA-templated transcription. The coding region runs from base 228 to 1754 and encodes 508 amino acids. The transcript is spliced from 4 exons. Gene Ontology annotation, molecular function: DNA-binding transcription factor activity; sequence-specific DNA binding.
AGAGAAGGUAACACGCCGAAACAAAAGCUAUACCAAACACAGGAUAACGCGUCAUUCUUCCCUCGAUUACGCAGCAGGAUUUACAUGAAACUGUUAAUUGUUUGCUCUUCAAAUAGAGCCAGCCUGGAGCCAACAGUCUACCAGAAGUUAAGGACCGGCUCCGCAGUGCCAUCCCCUGCCCCCCUUCUCCACUGCUGUACUCCUGCGCUCAAGCCCCGCUGAUCAACAUGACAAAGCACUGGCCGGAGCACAGCCUCUUGGCACCACCCGCUCUGUCCCACCUGGGAGAUCCCCACGACCAUCAACUUGACUUCCAAAGAAACGCGCACCAUAUGGUGCAUCCUUCCAGCGGAGUAACACGGACCUCUCCUGCUCAGCAUUGGUCUUCAUCCCACCCGGCUUACGCGGGUCAAACGCGGCUGCAGGAGGGUCCCCUAUCUCGCUCCAAGCACCUUACCUCAACUUUCAUGGACACCGCGGUACCUCUGGACUCAACGUACCCCAGCCCGGAGGAUAUGGACUUUAAACAGGAUGCAAUCAAACGGGACACGUGGUGCAAUGAACAAGAAAAGACCACUAAAGGCGCAGGCAAGAAGAAGAACUAUCAAAGAUAUCCCAAGCCUCCGUACUCUUAUUUGGCCAUGAUUGCAAUGGUCAUACAAAGGUCUCCUGAGAAGAAACUAACGCUGUCCGAGAUCUUAAAGGAGAUCAGCGCUCUUUUUCCCUUCUUUAAAGGAAAUUACAAAGGCUGGAGGGACUCCGUCCGACACAACCUGUCUUCAUAUGACUGCUUUGUCAAGGUCCUUAAGGACCCUGGUAAGCCUCAGGGCAAAGGAAACUUCUGGGCUGUGGAGUUGAGCCGGAUUCCUCUGGAGCUGCUGAAGAGGCAGAACACAGCUGUCUCUCGACAGGAUGAGACCAUCUUUGCUCAGGACCUGGCUCCAUAUAUUCUCCAGGGGCAGAAGAUUGAAUCAGAGGUACCACCCGCAGAGCCUGUCACUUCUCUUCCCUCCCUCCCCUCCAUGCGCCCCAGAAACCUGUCUCCUCCUCAGGACGACUUGUUUCGACCCAAACUGGACUCGUCUUUUGCCAUAGAUUCCCUUCUGCACAGCUUCAGGCCCUCCAGUGGAACAGGAGAGGUGCAGGUGACCAAAGACUGUUGGAGUGAUAUGGAGAGACCAAGGGGCUCCCCUCCUCACCCCCGUUAUGCCUCCUCCGCCCGCAGCGCAUCAGCCAGCUCUGCCAGCCCUGCCUCCACAUCAUCUUCCUCUGAUGAUGAGUGGAGAGGAGUGUCUCUCUCUGGGAAACGUGCUCCAGAUGAGGCUGAAUCAGAUGGUUAUGAGGACUACAAACAAGUGCACAAAUCAGCCCGAAGAGACAGUGUGGCGCCUCCAUGGGAGCUGCCCACGUCCUAUGCCAAAUAUGCCCCCCCAAAUGCUGUUGCCCCACCCAGUAUGCGAUUUAAUGGAAGUCCACUAAUGCCUCUUCAUGGCGGGCUUCCUCUUUAUGGUUAUGGUAGCUCACCUGUUGCACCAGGACACUUUCUGGGCCACACAUACUGGCCUAUACUGCCCAACGGACGGGUUCAAGCACCUCCUCUUAUUAUGGACCUGGACAAUAUGCUACAAUCAGUGCCUCCAAAUAAAAGUGUGUUUGACGUCCUUGUGCCAACCAAUCAGAACUCGCAUCAUCAACCACCCAGCCAUUACACACUGCAAAAUGGACCAUCACUUAACAGAUAUCCACAAUAUUAACUGCUUCUUGAAAAUAUGUUAUAUGGACUGACCAGUGAAUGUAAUAUAAAGGGAAAGGCUGCAGAAAUAGUACUCUUAACAUUUUAAAUACAUGCGUUCAGUAUUAUCGUAUUACAAAGACACAAACUACCUCAGUCUAAACCUAUAGGUAUGUGUUUCCAUGGGCUUUUUGCACUGCCAGUUAACUUGCACUGUUUUUAAAUGUUGUUUGCCAAAUGUGACUCUUGUAUAACUGGUAUAAUUGAUGUCAGACCACUGUCACAAUGGGCAGUCUUUAUAUUUCUAUAUUUAUUUUACUGUCAAAUGUAGCAAAAAAAAAUCACAACAUACUACCUCACCUUCUAAUGAACUUUUCCUGCUGAUCUAUUUGCACUGUUUUGAUGUCAAUAGGGAUAUCAUGGCUCAACCUCAGCAGGUGAAUGUAAUGUUAUUUUUUGCCCAUUUUAUAUGGUGUUCAAAAAGCUUUGUCUGCUAGCUCAGAUGUUUUAAAAAUAUUUUACAGGGUAUGUAAUAAAUGCUGUUUA